This is a messenger RNA of Thlaspi arvense, 2110 nucleotides long. The record is from the annotation of a GenBank genome assembly. NCBI's taxonomy places the organism in Eukaryota, Viridiplantae, Streptophyta, Magnoliopsida, Brassicales, Brassicaceae.
UUCACAGUAGUGUCAAACCAAAAUACUCAUAAAAUAAGUAAGAUUCCAAAGAUUGCCGAGUGCUGGUGAUCGCUGAAAGCCUCCAGGAAAGCAACUGAGCUCGAACCUUAUCCGUUCCAGAAACCCACCGAGAAAUCUUCGAGCAGUGACAAUGGAGGAACAAACGCCGGCGAUACCGAUUUCUGAAGAUUUAUCCCGGAAAAUAAUCUCUCUCGCCGCCGGUGAAGCGCAUACUAUCGCUCUGACUGGCGAUGGAUGUGUUUACUCAUGGGGAAGAGGAAUGUUCGGCCGUCUUGGCACGGGUAGGGAAUCGGACGAGCUUGUUCCAGCUCGAGUCGAGUUCGAGUUCCCAUUAGAUCAAGCGUCCGGAGAUGGGCCCCGAAUCGUUGGUAUUGCUGCUGGUGCUUAUCACAGUCUCGCCGUCUCAGCUUUUGGCAGAUGAUGGCUCAGUUUGGUGUUGGGGUUACAACAUUUGUAUCCUUUAUCUGCGUGUCUAACUUGAUAUGACUUUUUUUAUCACUACAUAAUUCAUCUUCUGCUCUCUCCUUGACUGAUAAAUGGAUGGCCAACUUGGUUUUGAUGGGGAGAAUUCCUUGGCACCGUGCUUGAUAAAAAAUUUGUUUGAUCAAGAAGCAUCUAGUUCUUCUCUAAUUGAUUCAGAUAGAGAAGCUAGAUCAGAUUUAAAGGUUUGUGCUGUCAAGGCCGGAUCCAUGAUGUCACUUGCCAUUGAUAAUGUCGGAGGUCUUUGGAUGUGGGGCAAUGUUCCGCCACAAGCCAGCGGACCUGAGCCUCGUUUGUCUUUUACAAGCGUCCCGAUUCCUUUUCCUAUACUGGAGUUCCAUGGCCGGACUGUUUUGAAGGUAGCAUGUGGGGAUGAACACGUUGUUGCCGUUGUUGGACCUAAGGAGGUCAUCCACAAAGACAACAGUUAUGAUGAAUCUGUGUUGUACUCUUGGGGAAAUAACCAUCAUGGCCAGUUAGGGCUUGGGGACAGAGAAAGCCGUGCAAGGCCUCAGAUUGUGGAGAUGUUUAACCAGAGCUCUGGUCUUACAUUCUACGACGUAGCUUGUGGUGCUCAUCACACAGCUCUCCUCACCCAUAGAAAAGAGGCACCAAAAGGACCAACCACUUGUUGGACAUUCGGAUUUGGUGAAAAUGGUCAACUAGGUCAUGGGAGUACCAAGAGCUCAUCGAUUCCAGAGCCAGUUUCAGAGCUCCCAGAACACGCUUGCUUAGUUUCUGUAGACUGUGGCUUAUUCCACACAAGCGUUGUGUCAUCUGAGGGAUAUGUGUGGUCGUGGGGAAUGGAGAGGGGAUUAGGGCUAUGCCCUGAUGUCAACUUCACAGACGUGGAAGCAGGAGAUGACAGUAUGCCAAGAAAGAUUUCGGGCGGGUCAAGAUUUCGUGACCCAGUUCAAGUUUCUUGCGGGGCUGCACAUACAGUUCUUGUGGCAAAUGGUGGUUACAAGCUGUGGUCUUGGGGAAGAGGAAGAAAUGGAGUGCUCGGGACCGGGAAUGUCAUCGACUGUUAUGUUCCUACACUCGUCUUCUGGCCAAAUGAGCUGAAACCGAACGAUGAAGAGGUACCCGAACCUGAUGCUGCUGGGGGAAAAAGCUCAUCAACAGAGGAGAUGAAGCGGCUAGAAUCAAAGCUAAUGGUGAUGGAGAGAUACGCAAGCAUACUUCAUGGAUCCAUAUUCGGAAAACCUUUCAAUGAAGAGGAAGAUAUCCCGUACUCGUUGCGGGUCACCGGGUACUUCGAUAUGGGAAAAGAGUGGGGAGAGAUGGUGGAGAGUGCAGAUAAGAGUCAGCUUAUGAGGCUUCAGGCUUUCUAUGAAGACAUGAUUGGGAGGGUUAAGGACAAGUUGUUGCAGCGAAGGAUUCAGGAGAUUAUGAAAGAUUGUCUUCAGUCUUCAGCCCCUAAACACUAGUAAUAGCAUCCAUCACCUGUUGUCUGCUAAUAGCAUAAUAACUUUAUUAUAAAAGAUUGUCUUUAUUGGUUUGUUCGUCGUGUUAUACAUUUUUAAUUUCAACAACUGUGUUUGUGACAAAUUUUGCCAUACGGCCCAUAACUAUAAUCCAUCAUCGAAUCCAUCAUUCAAUUUACGUU